AUGUUUACAGCAACCAAGCUACAGGUCGCCACGUACCUUUUCGGCGUCUGUCCAUUCUCAAUCGCGUUUCUCGUCUUUCUGAACUCCUCCGUGUCUUUCGUCAUCACAGAUCUUAUUGGCAAGAAAGAUGGUGUCGGCGACGCAGUUGGAAGCUUGGGCUUUGCCGAUGAGCUGCUUGCACUUGUAGCAUGCCCGUUCUGGGGUUUGCUAUCGGACCGUAUGGGACUACGUUUUGUCUGCGUAUCGGGUUAUCUGAUCAUCUGCCUGGCAUUGGUCCUGUUCGUUCAAGCAAAGAAUGUAUAUCCUCAGCUUCUUUUGGCGAGGUUGUUCUUUAGCCUAGGUGGUGCCGCCGCCUCUACCAUGGUCACAGCUACUCUCCCUGCUGUCACAUCUCCGCCCAGGGACACCACCGUCGACCACCAUCACCAGACGAGGGCUGCGCAGGAUUUGGUUGCGAAUGGUCAUGUUUCGAGCCCUUCAAUAGAGUCAGAGGUGACCAUUACCCCUGAGAUAUUCGUGUCCCGCUACUCACGACAUAAGGCUGAUCGAACUUUGCCCGCGGGAGAUCCUGAUAUCACCAGAUCUACGAGUCAAGUUGCCGGGUUCGUUGGCAUGUUCACAGGCUGCGGUGCUUUGAUCGCAUUGACCGUAUUUCUGCCCAUUCCAGCGAAGUUCCAGUAUGCAGGAGUUGGAGAAAAGGCAGCUCUAAGAGACAGCUUUUACAUUGUGGCUGCUGUAGCGUUCGUGCUUGCUGUCUGGUGUUUCUUCGGUCUGCGGCAUCUAGAAGGAGAACCACGGAAGGGCUUCUCAAAUGCUUCUGCUUCUCCGGACGAAGCUCGUAUCCUAGGCCGAUUGGGUCCUCUUGAGCAGAUGCUUCGCAGCUUUCGGACUGCCAUCCUUGCCGGCUUCAAGCAGUCCGAGAUUGCCAUCGGAUACAUCGGAGGUUUCGUCGCCCGCGCUUCCUCGGUCGGCAUCUCACUAUUCAUACCCCUUCUCGUCAACGCAAUGUUCCUCUCAUCAGGUCUAUGCGACGCUCAAGACGCCAAUGGCGACCCCACAGGGCUUCCAGAUAUCAAAAGGAAGUGUCCGCGAGCAUAUAUUGUCGCUGCAGAAUUGACUGGCGUCACGGAAACGGUAGCGCUAGUGUUCGCACCAAUCUUUGGUUACUGGGCUGCAAAGGCAUCCAAGAGAGAGAUCCCACUCCUAGUGGCUUCCAUUGCCGGCGUCAUUGGCUAUCCCUUGUUUGCGAAUGAAUUUGACCCAGAUGACAGAAACACGUCGAAGCGCGUCGCCGCUUUCCUGGCUGCCUCUCUCAUCGGCAUCAGCCAAAUCGGCGCCAUUGUGUGCAGCCUAGGUACACUCAGUAAGGGUGUCCUUCUGGCGAGCCCUAGAACCUCGUCUGCUGGUCUUGAUCGUGAAGGGCAGCGAAGCGACAGGCAUUCGGUUGAAGCAGAACCUCUUCUUUCAGCUGCGCCGCGAUCGACAGGCGAAAAACCACUAUCGGACUUGAAGGGUUCUGUCGCCGGCGUUUAUUCACUCUAUGGGGGAGCUGCGAUUCUGAUUCUUACUAAACUCGGCGGCCUGUUAUUCGACAAAGUGUCACUGGGAGCUCCAUUCUACAUCAUGGCUGUCUUCAACGCAUUAUUAAUGGUUGCAUGUGCGUUUCUCAGCAUUCGGCAACGUGAUGAAAGAGGCACAAUCCAGGAAGCAGGUCCCCAUGACAGCAGAUGA
This is a messenger RNA of Cladophialophora carrionii CBS 160.54, 1731 nucleotides long. RefSeq lists its product as uncharacterized. Gene Ontology annotation, molecular function: transmembrane transporter activity. Bases 1 to 1731 code for a protein of 576 amino acids. Lineage: Eukaryota; Fungi; Ascomycota; Eurotiomycetes; Chaetothyriales; Herpotrichiellaceae. Gene Ontology annotation, biological process: transmembrane transport. The transcript has 2 exons. The record is from RefSeq and is a predicted model, not a curated record.